GCAGGAGCAGCAGGCUGUAUAGGAAAAGCUGCAGUAGGAUGACUUAGCCAGGCAGGCUGAUUGCUAGCUGAAAGAAGGAGCAGACACGCUUGGGUUAAGUGGCAUAUAUUUCCCACUGUCACCUAUGUAUCCCACAAAAAAGACCUCAGCCUCUUCCUUCUUCCUAUUCGGAUUUAGGAUUCGCAAGCAGUAAAUUCGGCUUUUAGUCAUAACACCUCUCUCCCACCACCCACCCACCCCUUUCCUUGCAUUUUCACUCUGAGUCAUCUCCAACACCGGUGCCUGCCUACUGCUCCCUUCCAGGGUUUCACGGCCUCAUCUGGGGCUUCAGCAGCUUCCAGCUCACCCUCCCUUCUCUCUCUUCCUCCCUCCCUGCCAUUUGGCUGCUUCCAAAUGUAUCCCACUUCAGUGAGUUGGUCUGGAGUGCCAGCGCACCCACAGCUUCGCCUCCUUCCCUACUAGCCAUAGUAGCGUGCCGAUAAAUAGCAUCCAAGGACCGGCAAAGGAGUACAGGGUGUAGCUAAACAUGACAUUACAUUCCUCCCUCUUUUUAAAGAGCUUCUUUAUCUGGACACGUCAGGCUAAUCAGGAGUUUUUUAUCAAGCUAAAAGACCGGGCUGUUGACACUUUUCCUCCUUCCACUGAGGGCAGUUCAGGAUUGCUGGCAGCGAGCACUCGCUUGGAGCACGCAGGGUCAAUGCAGAGAGAGCGAGAGGUACCGCUGCAGUGGGAAGACCUUCCAGUUUCCUCCAGCCCUGUGGUUUUGAGACAGGACUGCGUGCUGCUGGUGCUGUGGAGAGCUGGCAGGCACAGGCUUCCGGCAGGCAACAGGUUAUCCAGAGCUGUGUGCUGAGAGAUGGAGGCGCUCGGUGCUCGCCUGCGCCCCUCCAGCCUCCAGCCCAGCCUAAAAUCAGGUGCUGAUGUCCUUUUUCACAGCCGAGAAAAAGCAAAUGAGCAAAGGUGUGUGAGUGUGUGUGUGUGUGUGUGUGUACAGAAAAGGAAGAGGGGGCUAGCAAACAUGGAUUCAACAUUUUCCUCUCCCCAGUGGCUGUGCAGAGGAAUGAAAGGUCUGCGUCAAGCUGAGGUGGAAGGGUUGCAGGUCACCGUGCCUGAGAAGAAGAAGGUGGCCAUGUUAUUUCAGCCUGCUCUGCUUCGCUGCCAUUUCUCUACUUCUUCCACCCAACCAGCUGUGGUACAGUGGAGGUACAAAUCCUACUGCCAGGACCGGAUGGGAGAAGCUCUGGGUAUGGUGACUUCUGGUUUGCAAACAAUGAGCAAGAGGAACCUGGACUGGGAUCCCUACCUGGACUGUGUGGACAGCAGGAGGACAGUGCGUGUCGUGGCCUCCAAACAGGGAUCUGCCAUCACCAUAGGAGAGUUCUAUAAGGAAAGAGACGUCAGCAUUGUCCAUGAUGCAGACCUGCAGAUUGGGAAGUUGAUGUGGGGAGACAGUGGCCUCUAUUACUGCCUUAUUAUCACACCAGAUGAUGUGGAGGGCAAGAAUGAAGAAUCAGUGGAGCUGCUUGUGCUUGGCAGGACAGGGCUGCUUGCUGAUCUCUUGCCCAGUUUUGCUGUGGAGAUUAUGCCAGAGUGGGUCUUUGUGGGCCUGGUGAUCCUGGGAGCGUUCCUGUUCUUCCUCCUGGUGGGAAUCUGCUGGUGCCAGUGCUGCCCGCACAGCUGCUGCUGUUACGUCCGCUGCCCCUGCUGUCCUGAGUCCUGCUGCUGUCCCCGGGCGCUGUAUGUAGCAGGCAAAGCAGCAAAAGCUGGGUACCCCCCUGCAGUCUCUGCCAUGCCAGGUCCAUACUACAUCCCCAGUGUUCCUGUAGCUGGUGUCCCAUCUCCUGCUGUGCUGAUGGAUAAGUCACACCCUCCUCCCUUAGCCCCAAGUGAGGCCAGCGGAGGGAGCCAAAAUGUGCGCAAAGGGUACAGGAUCCAGGCUGACAAGGACAGGGACUCCAUGAAGGUGCUGUACUAUGUGGAGAAAGAAUUGGCUCAAUUUGACCCGGCUAGAAGGAUGCGAGAACGAUAUAACAACACUGUCUCUGAGCUGAGCUCGCUGCACGAGGAGGACCUGAACUUCCGCCAGCCCUACCGGCAGGCGCGGAGGAAACCUCUGCCCCCCGCGGGGGACAUGGACGGCGAUGCCGAGUACUGGGCAGGAGUCGUGGGCGGGGGCAGCGCCUCCAGAUCACAGGCUGUGUCUGAGUACAGGGAUGAGCGCGACAGCUACUGGCACAGCCAGCAGAGAUCCAAGUCGGAGAUGCUGUCCCGUAAGAGUUUCUCCGUGGGAGUGCCGGCCGUGUCCAUGGACGAGCUGGCGGCCUUUGCCGAGUCCUACAGCCAGCGGCCGCGGCGGGCGGACAGCCAGGAAAUGCGGCGCUUCGAGCGCUCCGAGUCGCACGGCGGGCGCGGCGGGGGGCUGCCCCACCAGGACAGCUCCAUGGAGGAAUACUACACCAAGCGCUGCAGGGGCAACCGGGAGCCGCUGACGGACUCGGAUCGGGGCUGGUCCUACAGCCCGCCCCGGAGACGGGCCCACGAGGAGAAGCACUUCCCCAGGCUGGUGAGCCGGACGCCCGGAGGGAGCCAGAAAUACGAUCACUCCUACCUCAGCAGCGUCUUGGAGAGGAAAUCCCGGAGCUACGACGAGAGUGGUGACCAUUGUGCAACCCCCUCGAAGCUGAGCUCGCAGCCCAGCCAGAGAGGAGGGAGCACCUACUAUGCCUGGUCACCGCCCUCCACCUACAAAGCCGAGAAGUCGCAGCCGCAGCAGUCGUCGUCCCCCGAGCAGGACGAGGAGGACGAGGAGGAGGACAGCCUGCCCCCCUACAGCGAGAGGGAGCUGAGCCGAGGCCCUUCCUACAGGGCCAGGGAACAGGCCUACCUCAAUGCCUCUGACAAGAAGAGGAAAAAGGACCCCAAGAAAACAAAUGAUUUCCCAACAAGGAUGUCCCUUGUGGUUUGAAGUUGUGGACCUGUCAUGUUGAUGGGCUGGAUAUCAUGAGGUGACUGCAGUGGAGAAGAUGCAGAACAACAAGCUAAACAUGCCUCUGUGAACCUUUGCAGCCAUCAGCCAUGGACUGUUUCAAUUUUUUGCUUCAUCCAGGGGAGCUGAGGCUUUUGUAAGAGACCAACUCCCAUGGACAGCACUCGAUCUCAGAGGCUCUGGGAGUCUGCCCAGAAAAUGAGGCUAGGGGUCUCUUUGGCACCCUGUUUUCCAGUGCCCUCCAUUCUGCACUGGACAGCAGCCAUGUCCCUACUGCCCCUGCAGCCCUCCCUGCAGCCCUGAACUACAAGUGAGGCUGCCUUUGUGCCUCUUGCUCUGUCCCACGUGCAGAGGGAGGCGUGUGUGCCUCUUGCUCUCUCUGUCUCAGUUCUCUGUUUGGAUCAAAAUUGUCUCCAUACUUAAAGCCUUUUCUGUAUCAUUCCCGUGCUGGGAGGAGGCCUUGUUCUUACAACUGCAGACUGCCUUCAGCUGAUCAGGCCCUAAAUCACGAAAGAAAAUCCACAUUCUUUCAGACACUGUAAGAAAAUGACUGAUGAGAUGUUACCUUGAUAAGGGCUGAAUGGGGAAAGGGACAAUUAUGAGCUGAUUUGUUCAAUAUA
Molecule: messenger RNA, 3606 nt
Organism: Cyanistes caeruleus (blue tit)
Lineage: Eukaryota; Metazoa; Chordata; Aves; Passeriformes; Paridae
Gene: ILDR2
Product: immunoglobulin like domain containing receptor 2
Biological process (GO): pancreas development
Cellular component (GO): membrane
Source: RefSeq, a predicted model, not a curated record